Molecule: messenger RNA, 450 nt
Organism: Pisolithus orientalis
Lineage: Eukaryota; Fungi; Basidiomycota; Agaricomycetes; Boletales; Pisolithaceae
Exons: 3
Coding region: 1-450 (149 amino acids)
Source: RefSeq, a predicted model, not a curated record
AUGCUUGAGCAUGCCAUUCAUCUAUUCCAAACAGGGGAGGUGCAAGUUGACAAUCAGAUCAGCUCUUGCAGUAUGAAGGCAACAGCAAAAACUCCACUCAAGCUCAACAAGGUGUCCAGGAAGGAAUCAUUGAGCACACUAGCAUUCUCCAAACAGAAUUGGGGCAUGAGCACUCACAACUAUUUCACAUCAAUUUCUAAAUGUGAUGAUGCUGCACUGAGUGAGAUCAUUGCAAUGGCUCAAGCCCUCAUCAUGCCCUCAUUGGAGAUGUCACUGGAUGAUGGCAGUUUUCAUGGUAACCUGAUGGAUGAUGAGUUUUAUCUUUCUGAUGGACUCAGACUGAACAUCCCCCAAUUGCAAUCUUCUACAUUGUGUGGCAUAGAAAUCAUUCCAUACAUAUUCUGCAUGCUCUCCUACCCUGCCUUUGCACCCUCAAACUUCACUCAUUAG